UGACAGCGGCUACUCCGGGUCUAGUUUCGACAAGCCACGCUAACAAAAAAAGAAAGAAGAUUUCAAUUCCUUCAUUUUAGAAACCAAACCAACCCUGCUCCACCGGCCACCGACGGACUCUUCUUUACUCUUCGCCGCCGGCCAGCGGUAUGAAGCAGAAGACUUGGCCGGCGAAAUUCGACAGCCCUCGCUUCAUCGCGCUCCCUUUGGUCAAGAAACAGACUACCCGCCCCCAGCCGCAUUCUUCCUCUAAAUUAAAGCCGCCGUUCUCCGAUCCCUACACUGACCGUCGCUGCGACCAAGACUACUCUCAGCUCCCUUAUGACGUCUUGCUUAAAAUCGCGGCGACUUUUUCCUGGACCUACCUGCGAACAGCGUCGCUGGCCUGCAAGUCGUGGAGCGACGCGCUUCGCCCUUUGAGGGAGGCCAUGCUUUUUCUCAGCUGGGGGAAGCGAUUCAAGCAUGGCCGUGGUGGGGUCAAGCCCAACUUGACCAAGGCACUCGAUUGCUUCCUCAAAGGGGCGGCGCGUGGGUCUACUCUGGCCAUGGUGGAUGCUGGGCUUUUGUAUUGGGAGAUGGGGAGAAAGGACGAAGGAGUAGCUUGGUAUAGAAAGGCAGCCAUGCUAGGCGACCCUACUGGUCAGUGCAAUUUGGGGAUUUGUUUAUUGCAAGGUGAGUCUCCAAAUGCAGAAGAGGCUGUUAAGUGGCUGCAUAAAGCUUCUAUUGCUGGCCAUGUUCGUGCUCAAUACCAAAUUGCACUGUGUUUCCAUCAGGGCCGCGGUGUGAAUAAGAAUUUUCAGGAAGCGGCAAAGUGGUAUCUGAAAGCUGCUGAAGGUGGAUAUGUACGUGCUAUGUAUAACACUUCGUUAUGCUACUCAUUUGGAGAAGGUUUGGUGCAAUCUCAUCGAUUAGGCAGAAAAUGGAUGAAGAGGGCAGCAGAUCGGGGCCACAGUAAAGCUCAAUUUGACCAUGGAUUAAGUCUUUUUUCUGUAAGGGAUAUGGAGAAAGCUGUGCUGUACCUGGAACUUGCAACACGUGCGGGUGAGAUGGCUGCAGAUCAUGUGAAGAAUGUUAUACUCCAACAACUUUCUCCAUCUUCUCGCAAUCAAGUCAUGAUCCUUAUCAACAAUUGGCGUCCUUUACCUUCGUCUCGUUAACUUACACACCCUUUUGGUAGACCCCUUUCUUGAUAAAGAAACUUUGGACAGUUAGACCCCCCCCCCCCCCCCCCCCCCCCCCCCCAAAAAAAAGCUUUCUUUUCUCUUAAGCUUUUUGUGUUCCUCUUUUUAGCCUCUUCCUAUGUAAAAUAAUCCUUUUUAUGUUCUCAAAAUGUGAAAUGAAAGGCCUUUCUUUUUUGUACAUUGAAAAGACGAAACAAAAGUUGGACAUAAUUGGACUGUUUUUCCUUUUUAAUGAAAUGACUUCAUGAUAACCCUGUGUAGAUGGCUUUGUGUAGAGUGUAGACAUGUGACCCACUUUUAAGCAAGUCUUGUUGUUUUAUUGAUGAAACAUAGCUUCUUUUUUUAACCUGGAUGGCAAACCACCCUUCAUAAAUGAAAAAUUACACAUAAAUUUGGGGGGGGGGGGGGGGGGGGGGGGGGACCUAACCCAAUAAAAAAGUAUGAAUAAUAAAUCUAAAGGACGGGAUUCCAAAAAAAUCCAAAUAGAACAUUAUUGAUGAAACAUAGACAAUGCAUAAACGGCUUUCUGCAUUUGGAGAAUUUAAUUAUCAACAUGACUUAUUAUAUUUUAAUUUUUAAAUAUUUGAUUGAAUGCAGUUUGUUUUUAAUAUUGUUAAUACUCUAAUGAUCACAAAAGUUCAUGUCCGGCCGGUUCGGACAGGACCCCAUCCGGUCUCCCCUUUUGGGGCGAUUCCCGGUGGUAUUUUUUGCUGAAAUUUUUUGUGUAUGUUCUUCAUCAAGUCUAGUUCAUCCAUACCAAAUUUGAGUAAAAAAUUCAAUCGGGAAGGUUGUCAAAUGAUUUUUGCAUGAUAAC
This is a messenger RNA of Cuscuta europaea, 1995 nucleotides long. The record is from the annotation of a GenBank genome assembly. NCBI's taxonomy places the organism in Eukaryota, Viridiplantae, Streptophyta, Magnoliopsida, Solanales, Convolvulaceae.